This is a messenger RNA of Diospyros lotus (date-plum), 1310 nucleotides long. Its product is annotated as ras-related protein RGP1. The coding region runs from base 235 to 912 and encodes 225 amino acids. NCBI's taxonomy places the organism in Eukaryota, Viridiplantae, Streptophyta, Magnoliopsida, Ericales, Ebenaceae. The record is from RefSeq and is a predicted model, not a curated record. Gene Ontology annotation, cellular component: endosome. The transcript is spliced from 3 exons. Gene Ontology annotation, molecular function: GTPase activity; GTP binding.
AAAAUCGAAAGAAACAAAGCCAUUGACGCGGUUGGUCCCUUUUCUAUUGCACGUCGUCUCUCUCUCCUUCUCUCUGUAUUCGAAUAUCACACGGAUUCAGCUGUCUUCUCUGAGCUUUGCUCGAUCCACUGUUGUGUGGAUCUCUCUUCUCUCAACUUUUUGCUUUCAAAUUUCCAACUUCUGGAUCUUUCGUUGGACUUCGGUCGAUAUACGUACAUACAUACGCCGAGGGACAUGUCGAAUUUGUACGGAGAUUUCAACCAGAAGAUCGAUUACGUCUUCAAGAUCGUGUUGAUUGGGGACUCCGCCGUCGGCAAAUCGCAGCUCUUGUCCCGGUUUUCGAGGAACGAGUUCAGCUUGGACUCCAAGUCCACCAUUGGGGUUGAGUUUCAGUCCAAGACGAUCGUCGUCGAUCACAAGACCGUCAAGGCUCAGAUUUGGGACACGGCUGGUCAGGAAAGGUACCGGGCGGUGACAAGUGCGUACUACCGAGGUGCAGUGGGGGCAAUGCUGGUCUACGACAUGACCAAGCGUCAGUCAUUUGAUCAUAUUGCAAGAUGGUUAGAAGAGUUACGGGGUCAUGCUGAUAAAAAUAUUGUGAUCAUGCUCGUCGGUAACAAGUCUGACCUGGAAACCCUUCGUGUUGUGCCCACUGAGGAUGCCAAGGAAUUUGCCGAAAGAGAGGGCCUUUUCUUUAUGGAAACAUCAGCCCUUGAGGCAAGGAAUGUUGACACAGCAUUCUUGACCAUCUUGACAGAGAUCUACAGAAUCAUCAGCAAGAAAGCACUCGUUGCCAACGACGAGCCUGAAUCUGGAGGGAAUGCCACACUGCUCAAGGGAACCAAGAUUGUCGUCCCCGGUCAGGAGCCAGAUACAAAACCAGCCAAGUUCAGCUGUUGCGCGUCUUCAUAGGACACUUCCUUUUCUCUGUAACUUACAGGUGAUAAUGGCACAAGUAUCACUCCUUUUUGGCACAGCUUCUCUCCUUUUGUAAGAAGUUGAAAAGUUGUUGUUGUUAUUGUUAUAGUAGUGUAGCAGUCGUAGCCUUCCCUCCAUUUGACAUCUAAUGGCUGAAAAGGGUUCCCCCUUACCCACAAUGGAAACAAAGUCACAACUCAUGCAAUCGAUUGGCCAAGAAUGUGACAAAAUAGGCUUAGUGAAAGUGACAUGAUACGGAUCAUGAGUGAACAGAGGUAUGUUAGUUACCAUUUUUAUUACAGUUAAAGGAGGUGGUGGUUUGAGUGAUGACUGAUUGAUGAUGAUGAACUAGUAGUAGUGUCAUAUAUACAAAUAUUCUUUUUGCUGCUUAA